AUGUGGGGAUUUGGAAGAAAGAACACGACGACGCCGGUGAAAGAGUGGAAAGUUGACGACUCGAAACCAAUCGUCACGCAAACCCCAGAGUACCAGAAGAUUGAGAAGAAGGAACACGAACAGAUAUACGAGGAGGUUUUAGCCCACUUCAAGGAAACAGAGCUUUAUCCUGUUUGUGAACAAAACUGCCAGAAGUCAGACUACAAACCUUUGAACAGCUACGAAAAAGCAUGGCUUUCCAAGCAAUGUUUGCUGAGAUAUCUUCGGGCCUGCGACUGGAAAAAGGAGGACGCUAUCAAAAGAAUAACAGGCUCCAUUGCGUGGAGACGAGAGUUCGGCAUUGCUGGUGGGGAGUUUGACAAGAUCACCUCGCAGUUGGUGAAGGUUGAAAACGAGACCGGUAAGCAACAAGUCUUCGGCUUCGAUUCCGAAAAACGACCAUGUUUGAUCUUGCUCAACGGGAGACAGAACACUAAAACGUCAGAUAGACAGAUCCAGCAUUUGAUUUAUAUGUUGGAGAGAAGUAUCGACUUCAUGCCCCAAGGCCAGGAUAAACUGUGCCUCUGUGUGGACUUUAAGAAAUACCCAGAAGCUUGCACAUAUGAGCCAAAAGUCCCGGCCGUCGGAGUCGGCAAAGCCGUCCUAUACAUCCUGCAAUAUCACUACCCGGAGAGAUUGGGGCGGGCUCUCUUUAUCAACAUCCCAACGCUAGUCAACAUUUUUUUGAAGAUCUGCUGGCCGUUUGUUGACCCUUAUACCAAGCAGAAGUGUAAGUUUGACGAGCCAUUCAGCCAGUUCAUCACUCCUGAGCAACUCGCACUCAAUUACGGGGGUAAUGUCAACUUCGAAUACGUCCAUGACGACUACUGGGACGACUUUGUUGCCAAGGCUGAGGAGAAACGAGCAAAGGUCAUGGAAAACUUCGAAAGGAAAGGAGGAGACAUUGGGAUGAGCGAAUGGGACCUGAGAGAGGGCAUCUGA
This is a messenger RNA of Pichia membranifaciens NRRL Y-2026, 981 nucleotides long. RefSeq lists its product as hypothetical. Gene Ontology annotation, molecular function: phosphatidylinositol transfer activity. The record is from RefSeq and is a predicted model, not a curated record. Lineage: Eukaryota; Fungi; Ascomycota; Pichiomycetes; Pichiales; Pichiaceae. The coding region runs from base 1 to 981 and encodes 326 amino acids. The transcript has 2 exons.